Messenger RNA from Hyalella azteca, 1379 nucleotides. RefSeq lists its product as uncharacterized. Gene Ontology annotation, molecular function: chitin binding. The transcript is spliced from 4 exons. The coding region runs from base 29 to 1204 and encodes 391 amino acids. Lineage: Eukaryota; Metazoa; Arthropoda; Malacostraca; Amphipoda; Hyalellidae. Gene Ontology annotation, cellular component: extracellular region. The record is from RefSeq and is a predicted model, not a curated record.
CACAGCAGCGACGGUUGGUGUACGCAUCAUGGCUUCCUCGCACGUUCUCCUCGCAGCUCUCCUUAUCAUCUCGGUUGCCUCCGCCGUUGCCAUCCCGAACGCUCUUGGGUUCGAGUGCAAAGAGGAAGGCCGCUUCCCCAACCCUUCAGACUGCACGUCCUUCUUCACGUGCGUGCAGGACAACGACGGGGACUUCGUAUCCUCCAAAGGAUCCUGCAAAGGAAAUGCCUUCGAUCCUGAGCGACGAAUCUGCGUUUCCCCUGAAAAAGUUCCCGGGUGUUCACCCCGUGACUCAAGGCAGCUAAUCUCUGAUCCUCGUUACGACGCUCAAUGUAACGAGGACUCGUUCAUUUGCGUCGACUGCAAGACGGUCAUCAACUGCGUCGGCGGCAAGGCAUUCGUUGACUCCACUUGCACCUCUGGCUUCACGUGUCAGACACCAGCCCCCUUUGCAGGCCAGGCCACUUGUUACAACACCAAAACUGAGGGCAAUGGGUGCCAAUGCCUAGAGGCCGAUCGUUUCAAGAGAGAUCCGUACAAUCCUAAUGGAUUCUAUUUCUGUCCGCUAGUCGAUAGUGAUCCCAUGGUGCACCAUUGCCCUGGUGAAAUGACCUUCGAUGAAACCAUGUCCGACUGCGCCAAUGCUGAUGGUAUCCCAGCAUGCUCGAAAAGCGGAGUUUUUUCAAACCCGUCCAACUGCACCCAGUACUACACAUGUAUCCAAACUUCCGCUGGUUGGGUACAGAAAACCUUUUCUUGUGAGGUAGAUUUGAUGUACAACGACAACACCAAGGAAUGUUCAGACCCUUGCGAUUGGCCAAAAUUGACUUUCGAUUGCACCGAAGAAGGAAGGUUUGCUGACCCAGCCAACUGUGGUAACUUCUAUCUGUGUAUCGCUGACCCUGCAAAUGAAGGUGAAUUCAUCAAGUCAUCAAGGCGAUGUCCUUUGGAUUACAUUUGGGAUCCUAGCGCGGCGAAUGGCGCCGGCCAUUGCGCUUCACCUACCGACCCUGCCACCACCAAGUGCACGCCAGUCGUCGAGAGCACCUGUGCCAUCCCUGACACAUGUGAAGGCAGCUCCACCUCGUCCACCGCAGGUUCUCCCUCCAACCGCUUGGCAUUCCGCCGCCAAACACCGAGCACUGAUUUCGUAAUAGACCCCGUCCAAAACGUCAUUGAUAUCCUGCAGGCGGCAAAUGUAUAAUUGCAGAAAUGCUUAAAGCCCGAGCUCAUUUUGAGAUGUGCAAUCAGUGCCAAGCGUCCUCGGGCACUCAACUCGUAAAAGGCCUGUUUCGUUAAAAAUUAGUUGUCAUCGCUAGUAAUGUUGAAGAUUAUUUAUGUUGUUGAUUUUUUAAUAUUUAAUAAAUUUGUUUCCAAAA